Molecule: messenger RNA, 1363 nt
Organism: Rhinopithecus roxellana (golden snub-nosed monkey)
Lineage: Eukaryota; Metazoa; Chordata; Mammalia; Primates; Cercopithecidae
Gene: HAUS7
Product: HAUS augmin like complex subunit 7
Exons: 10
Coding region: 73-1188 (371 amino acids)
Biological process (GO): spindle assembly; centrosome cycle
Cellular component (GO): HAUS complex
Molecular function (GO): microtubule minus-end binding
Source: RefSeq, a predicted model, not a curated record
UGGAGCUUGAUUGGCGGUCGUGCCGACCAGUGAGACCAGGGCGUAGGCGGGGCGCGGCUCGGAGCGCGAAACAUGGCGGGGCAGGACGCUGGCUUCGGCCGCGGCGGCGACGACUACUCGGGGGACGAGGGCGACAGCAGCGUGUUCAGGGCGGCUGUGGAGGUGUUCGGGAAGCUGAAGGACCUAAACUGCCCCUUCCUCGAGGGUCUGUAUAUCACAGAACCAAAGACGAUUCAGGAACUGCUAUGCAGCCCCUCAAAGUACCGCUUGGAGAUCCUAGAGUGGAUGUGUACCCGGGUCUGGCCCUCACUGCAGGACAGGUUCAGCUCACUGAAAGGGGUCCCAACAGAGGUGAAGAUCCAAGAAAUGACGAAGCUGGGCCAUGAGCUGAUGCUGUGUGCGCCAGAUGACCAGGAACUCCUCAAGGGCUGCGCCUGCGCGCAGAAGCAGCUGCACCUCAUGGACCAGUUGCUUGAUGCCAUCCGGAACCUGACCGUUGGCUGCUCCAGUCGCUCGAGCCUGAUGGAGCACUUCGAGGACACCAGGGAGAAGAACGAGGCCUUGCUGGGGGAGCUCUUCUCCAGCCCCCACCUGCAGAUGCUCCUGAAUCCAGAGUGCGACCCAUGGCCCCUGGACAUGCAGUCCCUCCUCAACAAGCAGAGUGAUGACUGGCAGUGGGCCAGUGCCUCUGCCAAGUCCGAGGAGGAGGAGAAGCUGGCGGAGCUGGCCAGGCAGCUGCAGGAGAGCGCUGCCAAGUUGCAUGUGCUUAGAACAGAGUACUUUGCACAACACGAGCAAGGGGCCGCUGCGGGCACAGCCGAUGUCAGCACCCUAGACCAGAAGCUGCGUCUGGUCACCUCCGACUUCCACCAGCUAAUCUUGGCUUUCCUCCAAGUCUAUGACAACGAGCUGGGCGAGUGCUGCCAGCGCCCAGGCCCUGACCUUCAUCCGUGUGGUCCCAUCAUCCAGGCCACGCACCAGAAUCUGACUUCCUACAGCCAACUGCUGCAAGUGGUCGUGGCAGUUGCUGACACCUCUGCGGAAACCGUGGAGACGGUGAAGAAGCAGCAAGACGAGCCCAUCUGCUGGGGCGGCAGCAGCUCCGUCAUGAGUCUAGCUACCAAGAUGAAUGAACUAAUGGAGAAAUACAAAGUCUUCAGUGAUGGCCCAUGCAAAAGCACAGGAUAGUGGGGGCAGGAAGCCCUCUCCCAAGAUCGAGUUGGCCGAGGAUGGAUGAAUGUGGCAGCAGAAGCCGUUGCAGCCCCAAGUUGUGCUCUAGGCAGGGGCCUUUGGCCCCUUUGGGGACAGAGAGACAAGAUGGGCGGUUUGAUUUGGACACAAAGAAAGCCUCGGUUUCUAAGCA